Molecule: messenger RNA, 427 nt
Organism: Aspergillus uvarum CBS 121591
Lineage: Eukaryota; Fungi; Ascomycota; Eurotiomycetes; Eurotiales; Aspergillaceae
Exons: 1
Coding region: 58-312 (84 amino acids)
Source: RefSeq, a predicted model, not a curated record
UGGGAAUUGGGGGAAGUAGUGGAGGAGGGGGGGGGGUUAAUGUGGAUAUCAAGGUGAAUGAGACAAGCCAGUGUGACGGUAAAGACAAAGGGGGGGCGGCGCGCAAAGGAAAGUGGGAGUGGGAGGGAGUGGCUUUGUGUGGCUCAAAACGAGAGUGAGAGAGAAAGAGAGCAAAAGAGAAACAGGCCAGACAAGCAGCAGCAGCCAGACAAGCCAGGCAGUCAGGCAGCCGAUGCAAGGAUGGCCUCAGGUAUAACCAACCUUCGCAAAAAAGAGUGCGGCUCCAGGCAAGUCGACAGCAAGCGGAAUUAGAAGAAAGAGAGAGAGCAAGAGAAGAAGUGGGUGACGAUUAGAACAAUAGUAGUGGUGAUGAUGAUGAUGAUGAUGAUGCUGAUGCUGAAGCUAGAAGUGGACGAUGGGAUGGGAU